Molecule: messenger RNA, 626 nt
Organism: Schizosaccharomyces octosporus yFS286
Lineage: Eukaryota; Fungi; Ascomycota; Schizosaccharomycetes; Schizosaccharomycetales; Schizosaccharomycetaceae
Product: ubiquinol-cytochrome-c reductase complex subunit 7
Exons: 4
Coding region: 104-385 (93 amino acids)
Biological process (GO): mitochondrial electron transport, ubiquinol to cytochrome c
Source: RefSeq, a predicted model, not a curated record
CAUCUCUUGAGGUCGCCUUUCUCUCGUCCGGGUUCACCGUGAAUUACCUUUUCCAUAUAUCUUUACGGAUUUCGAAACUUUACGAAUUGACUUGAUUAACAAAAUGGGUGGUGCUCCUGGUGGAAAAACUUAUUUAGGCUGGUGGGGUCACCUCGGUGGUCCUAAGCAAAAAGGUAUUAUUACCUAUACCUUGUCCCCCUUUCAACAAAGACCUAUGGCUGGAUUCUUGAAGACCUCUUUCCAAAACACUUUCCGUCGUGUUCUUGGUGAAAGUCUCUACGUGGCUAUUCCGUUCGGUAUUGCUUAUUACAUCUAUUGUUGGGGCAAGGAACGCAACGAAUUUUUAAACUCGAAAUGGGGCCGACACUUGGUCCAAGAGGAGUAAUUGCUUCCAUGACAAUGAAGCUUCUCUAGGAAGAAAGAAUUUUGCAAACAAUUCCAAUUCUUUCAUUUUCUCUUUGUCUCUUCUUUACUCUUCCCCCUCUCGUCUUUUCAUAGCUGAAUUCAUUCACUUUUUUAACUGAUUGCUAUCAUCGCAGUAAUACCUUAAUGGUAAAAAAAUGAAAUUCUAUUCAAUUUAAAACUUAAGGUCUGUUCCUUUUAAGUAAAAUCUCUUUCAUUCAUCU